CACGAAUCCCUCACCACCCAACCCGCGCCCUUCACUCCGCACACAAUGAAACCCGGGAACAUAUCCAUCCGGUCCCGAUCGCGGCCCAUGUGCCAAUUGUGCGAUUACAUAUUGCAGCAGCCUACAUACCAGCGGCGGUUCCUCGCGACGUCAACCUUCAAGGCACCCUCGUUGCGGCGUCAACUUCCAAGACAUCAUGGCGUGUUCCCUACCAUAUCCGCGAGGAGAAGUACGACAGCGUCUCGGGCGACACUGCAGGCGCAAGAACUGGAGCCUGAGCGGCCAGAAAUCACAAAGGCAGAGUCCAAGUCGUUGAGCGCCCGACUGCAAAAAGUGGAGAGAUUCAUCAGCUCGAUCCUCGAGUCCCCCAAAAUCGAGGAAGGAGACCAAAAGGCUGUCUUCGCCCUUGGAGAGCUUCAAUCCAUCGCCGAAAUAGCCAUCGAUAUCCGCCUUCGCCAGUUGCAGAAGGGGAGAAAGCUGAAUUCAAAAGCAAGCUCCGCCGCCGCGCUCCUCUCCCUUGAAAACGGAAACAGCACCGGCAACCUCAACGGCAAGAGCGUCAAAAUCUCCACCUCACCCUUACCAAACGACCUUCCCUCCCCAACACACCUCCAACAACUCGCCGAAACCCUCCUUAGAAAUGAGAAAGUCUUCGUCAGCCCCGCUCUGCUCUCCGAGUACGUCGACCUUGUGCGAAUUCUCCAGCGCCCGCGCUCCCUCCCCGCAAUCUUCCGUCUCUACGCCAACAAACCCAUCCCCAUCGCCGGAACAUGUCCGCCUAGAUUCUCUAAACCCUCGCCCAACGCCGCAAAACAAGCCGUUCCGAAAGAAAUAGCUGAGCGCGCAUUAUCCGCCGCCAUCGCGUCAAAAGACCUCGUCCUCGCACUUGACGUAGUAGACACAACAUUCUGCGCGCCAGCAUGGACGCGACAUAAGAUUGUAACCAAGGCCAUACCGCCAACGGCACUUGCCGCAUUCCUACCCCUUGUUCUGUGGGUGGUGGCGCAGGAGAUGAGCUUCUACUCCGGAUACAUCGAUCCCUGGUCCUUCAAAAUGUACUCCUGGGCAGGCCUUCUCACAUAUGUGUCAUGUACGGGCACCCUUGGGUUCGUAGCAUUCACAACGGCAAACGACCACUUCGAUCGCGUGGUUUGGCGGCCCGGUAUGCCUCUUCGUGACCGAUGGCUCAGAGAGGAGGAGAGGGCUGCGCUAGAUAGGAUAGCGGGUGCGUGGGGCUUUAAAGAGACCUGGCGACGAGGUGACGAGGAGGGCGAGGAGUGGGAGGGACUGAGAGAAUUCAUUUCGCUGAGGGGCAUGUGGCUCGAUAAGCCGGAUCUCCUCGAGGGAAUGAAUCCUGGAGGAGAAUUCGGAAAAUGGAAAAUGAGCCAGUCGCUCUUUAGUCGCUGGACGAAGAAGACUUAGAACGCCCCGCCUGGGAACGACCUUGAGGGAUAAAUAGUUGAAUAAAGGUCGACUAUUUCCUGAAAAUAUCUGCCUUUGAAUGAUGACGGCGUACCAGUCUCCCUUGGGAUGUUACGAGUAAACGCCGGAUAGUAUCUUAUGUAAUAUGAAUGAUUUAGUGAAAGAUUCAGCAUUUGACAGUCCAAGGAGUUAAC
This is a messenger RNA of Lindgomyces ingoldianus, 1616 nucleotides long. RefSeq lists its product as uncharacterized. The record is from RefSeq and is a predicted model, not a curated record. The transcript has a single exon. Lineage: Eukaryota; Fungi; Ascomycota; Dothideomycetes; Pleosporales; Lindgomycetaceae. Bases 88 to 1422 code for a protein of 444 amino acids.